Molecule: messenger RNA, 3115 nt
Organism: Podarcis raffonei (Aeolian wall lizard)
Lineage: Eukaryota; Metazoa; Chordata; Lepidosauria; Squamata; Lacertidae
Exons: 15
Coding region: 45-2972 (975 amino acids)
Molecular function (GO): protein binding; zinc ion binding
Source: RefSeq, a predicted model, not a curated record
UUAAAAAGAGGGUGUCUCUUAGGACUCUCCAGGGAGACGCAGCGAUGGCGGCCGUUCAAGGGCUCUGCGAUGAAGCGACGUGCUCCGUCUGCCAGGACUACUUCAGAGACCCGGUGACUCUGGACUGCGGGCACAACUUUUGCCGCGCCUGCCUGGCGGGUCUCUGGGAAGGAUCCGGCCCCGACUCUCCCUCCUGCUGCCCGGAGUGCAAAGAAGCCGUGCAGCCCAGGAACUUCAAGCCCAACCGGCAACUGGCCAACGUCGCGGAGCUGCUCAGGAAACUCCAGGAGGGAGAAGCGGGAGGAAGGCGCGCAUCAGGCGCGGGGCAGGGGCGCAUGUGCCAAGCGCACCAGGAGCCGCUGAAGCUCUUCUGCAAGGACGACGAAGCGCCCAUCUGCGUGGUGUGCGACAGGUCCAAGGAGCACCGAGAGCACCGCGUGUGUCCCAUGGAAGAGGCGUCCCAAGAGUACAAGGAACAAAUCAAGGCCCGCCUAGAGUCUCUGAAGGAUGAGAGAGAGAAACUUGUGGAGCAGAAAUUAGCCGAAGAGUUGAGGAGGCAGGAGUGUGUGGCGGGGUUAGAAAUGGAGAAGCAGAAGAUCAGAAUUGCCUUUGAGAAGAUGCAGGAGUUCCUUGAGGAGAAACUGAACCUGUGGCUCGGCCAGCUGGAAGAUGUGGAGAGAGAGAUAGGGAGGUGGCAGGAAGAGAACCUCUCCAGACUCUCUGAGGAGAUUUCGCAACUCAGUGAGCUGAUUGUGGAGAUGGAGGAGAAGAGCCUGCAGCCUACGAGUGAAUUCUUGCAGGACAUCAGAAGUGCUUUGAGCAGGAAUGAGAAGAAUUCAGUAGGGCACAUGACGGACCUUUCUCCGAAGACGGAAGAGGCGCUCAGGUUUGCGUCGCAGAAAAAUUCUGCUUUAGAAAAGGCUUUGGAGAGCUCUCAAGAUUCUCUGAUGCAAGCCCUGAACAAAGUGAGCGUGACCCUGGAUCCGGAAACUGCCUCCCCAAAGCUCCUUGUCUCUGAGGACCUGAAGAGUGUGAGAAGGGCAGAAAAGAAGCAGGAUGUGCCCGACAACCCGGAGAGAUUUGACUGGAUGCCCUUUGUGCUGGGCCGCGAGGGAUUCACCUCAGGAAGGCCUACCUGGGAGGUGGAGAUUGAGACGAUAGACCAAGCCAUGUGGGCUCUGGGUGUUGCCAAAGACUCAGUCAGGAGGAAGGGUCCGUUUAAGCUUAAUCCGAAGGAGGGCAUAUGGGCUCUGAAGAAGCAGUUUGGCGAGUCCUUGCCUUUUCAGCUCGUGGCUUUGAGCUGCCCUGAGCCGGUCUCCGUGACCGUAAGGCAACUGCCCAGGAAGAUCCGGGUUUCCCUGGAUUACGAAGGGGGUCUUGUGGAAUUUUUUGAUGCUGACUUCAAUGAAUGUCUCUUCACUUUCUUUGCAGGGUCAUUCUUGGGGGAGAAGAUCCGCCCCUUCUUCCUCUUGGGUUUGGGAGUCAAUCUAAAGUGUGGUGGAAGGGAGGAGGAGGCGGCAGCAGUAGCAGCAGCAGCAGCCAUGGCGUCCGGAGAUCCCUUGCAAGGGCUCCGCGAGGAAGCGACUUGCUCCAUCUGCCUGGAUUACUUCGCGAGCCCGGCGACCAUCGACUGCGGCCACAGCUUCUGCCGAGCCUGCCUCGUCCAGUACUGGGCAGAAUCCGGCGCGGGCCCCUGCUGCCCUCAGUGCAGGGAAGCCACCCAGCAGAGGAUCCUCCGUCCCAACUUGCAGCUGGCCAACCUGGUGCAGCUGGUCAGGCAGCUCAAGGCGGACGCGGGAGAGGACUCGGGAGAAGCCAGCCCGGCCUCCUGCAAGGACGACCCAGCCCUGCUCUUCGGGGCGGAGUGCGAUCCUGCCCCCCACGACUCCUCUCCCGUAGAAGAGGCUUCCCUGCAGUAUAAGAGGAAAAUCAAGUCCCACCUGACAUAUCUGAAAAAGGAGAGAGAAAAGAUGGUGAACCUGAAACUUGCUGAAGAGAUGGGGAGGCAGGAGUGUCUGAUGUUAUUUGAAACGGAGAAGAAGAAAGCCCGGUCUUCCUUUGAGCGAAUGCUCCAGUUCCUUGUGGAGAAACAGCACCUCUGGCUAGGCCAGCUGGAAGAUCUGGAGAAAGCGAUGGAGAGGAAGCAGGAGGAAAACCUUGCCAAACUCUCCGAGGAGAUUUCCCGACUCAACGAGCUGAUCGCGGAGAUGAAAUGGAAGUACCUGCAGCCCACGAGCGAAUUGUUGCAGGACACCAGAAGUUCCUUAAGCAGGUAUGAGAAGAAUUUGGGAGGGCAUGCAGUGGUCCUUUCUACCAGGCUGGAAGAGAAGCUCAGAGUUUUCUCGCAGAAAAAUGCUGCCUUGGAAAAGUCUAUGGCGAACUAUAAAGAAUCUCUGGAGCAAGUUCUGCAACCAGAUUAUUUGAAGCAGACCUUGCAGAAAGCAAACGUGACUCUGGAUCCGGACACGGCCCACCCCUUCCUCAUUCUGUCCCAGGACCUGAAGGCUGUGCGGAGAGUGCAGAGGGAGCAGGACCUGCCUUUCAACCCCGAGAGAUUUGACACCAUGCCCUACGUGCUGGGCUGCGACAGAUUCACUUCCGGAAAGCACUGGUGGGAGGUGGAGGUGUGGGGCAAGGCGACGUGGGCCGUGGGGGUGGCCACGGAGUCGGUCAGGAGGAAGGGGGGCGUCGACAUCAGCCCCCACCAGGGGAUUUGGGCCAUGGGGAAGCCGCCCUGCUACUCCCCCUCCCCCUGCCAGUUCUUGGCUUUUACUUCUCCUCUGCCAACUGACCUGACCUUGAGGAGAGAGCCCAGGAAGAUCCGCGUGGCCCUGGAUUGUGAAGCGGGCUGCGUGGAGUUUUGUGACGCCGACACGGAGGAAUUCAUCUUCGCUUUCCCUCCGAGAUCAUUCUUCGGGGAGAAAAUCCGGCCCUUUCUACAGGUGUGCUGCGACGUCAGCCUGAAAUGCUGAAGGCCGCCGUGAAACGCAAACUCUGCAGGGCCACCGCCCUGAGAGGAGCAAAUCCUCUCCAAAACUUCUCCGUUCUAGAUGGUAAGAUUCUUCCAUCUGCAGACAAGAAAAGGCAGCAAAUAAAAGCAGUCUGGGUUCGAUGG